This is a messenger RNA of Entelurus aequoreus (snake pipefish), 1913 nucleotides long. Its product is annotated as gastrula zinc finger protein XlCGF57.1-like. The coding region runs from base 324 to 1673 and encodes 449 amino acids. Gene Ontology annotation, molecular function: DNA-binding transcription factor activity, RNA polymerase II-specific; RNA polymerase II cis-regulatory region sequence-specific DNA binding. The transcript has 2 exons. Lineage: Eukaryota; Metazoa; Chordata; Actinopteri; Syngnathiformes; Syngnathidae. Gene Ontology annotation, biological process: regulation of transcription by RNA polymerase II. The record is from RefSeq and is a predicted model, not a curated record.
GCGGAAGUGGAUGAGGAGAAUUGUUGACGUGAAAGUGAUCGGUCUUUGAUAGCUGACACCUCAAAUAUAUUCUGUGUGCUGCGACAACAAAAGAAGCUGCUUCGUCAUUUUCCGAGUUUGUGACGUCACUGAGUUGCUCAGCAACUCACCGAGCCAACUAAAGACAGUCUUCAAUACCGCCGCAAGGUGGCAGCAGUGUGACGUCAUCAGUGCUUAAACUGCCGGAAACCAGUCGACGUCGAAGGAGGCGGAAGUUAAAGACAAAAACGCGAGAUAAAAAAUCACGAGGACUGUGAAGUUUAAUCGAGUGAAAAACAUCCAAAAUGUUGAAAGAGUUGGUGAAGGAGCGACUCAUGGCGGCGGCUGAUGAAAUAUUCGCGCUGUUUGAAAGAACCAUCGCGUCGUACGAGGAGGAACUUUCUAGAACACGAGAGGAGAAGGAGCGACAUCGACAACAACUGGAAGCUGUUUGCAAAAGUCAAAUUGUGUUACAUAUUGAAGAUGUCCAGCAGCUGAUUGGUCGUCGAGAAAAGCGUCCCCCUCAGCUUCUGUCCACUUUGAAGCAGGAGGAUCCAGAGCCCCCCUACAUUAAAGAGGAAGAGGAGGAACUCAGCAUCUCUCAGGAGGGAGAGUGUCGCCUCGGGCCGCGAGAGGCUGAUCUCACCAGGUUGCAACUAAGUGGUGUCUCUGUGAAGACUGAAGAGAAACCACCCGAGUCCUCACGGCACCUGCACAGUCCAAGUGAGGAGAACAGAGGGGCGGAGCCUCCGGGCUGCAGCUCAUCACAACACAUGGCAACAGAAGAUGGGGGAGACCAGUAUGGCGCUCCACUAUCAGAUAGUGACGACAUAACAUCAAACUCUUCUGAGGGGGAAGGCAGGGACGACGCACAAAUACCUUUGAAAAACAUUUCUCGCGAGAGAAAAAACACAGGAGGAAAACCGUUUAGUUGCUCUGUUCGCGGGAAAGGCUUUCCUGGAAAAGGUGAAAUGAUGUCGCACAUGAGAAAAAUCCAUGGAGGAAAAAGUUUCUCAGUUUGUGGUGAAAGAUUCCCUCACAGGGCAGAUCUGGUGUCACAUGUGGCGAUACACGAGGGCCAAACAUCUUACAAAUGCUCAGUCUGUGAUAAAAGCUUCCCCACGAUGUUCCAGAUUGGCACACACAUGAGAACACACACCGGAGAGAAAUAUGUUUGUCCAAUGUGUGGCAAAGUAUUCGCCAGUCCGUACUAUUUGAGUUCGCACAUGAAAACACACUCUGGAGAGAAACAUGUUUGUUCAGCUUGCGGCAAAGUGUUUGCUAAUCAGUACUGUCUCAAAACACACGAGAAAACACACUCCGGAGAGAAACAUUUUUGUUCGGUUUGUCAUAAAACGUUCGCGAGCAGAUACUAUUUGACGUCGCACAUGAGGACACACACUGGAGAGAAGCCUCGUUGUUCACUUUGCGGUAAAAUGUUUUCUAAUCAUUACUGUUUGAAUUCGCACAUUAGAAAGCACGGCAGGGGGAAACCCUUUUGUUGCUCUGUUUGCGCCGCACACUUUGCGGAUCAGUCCAGUUUGAUCGCACACAUGCAGACUCACGCUCAACAAAAAGCUUUCAGUUGUUCGCAUUGUGCUAAAAGUUUUACCCGAGAGCACCGUUUGAAAGUACACAUGCUCACUCACACUUGAGAGAGAAACCUUUCUGUCAGGUUCAAACACUGAUGACAUCUAUUAAACAGACAAAGAAGCAAGGAAUCAAACAGAGACAGAAUUAAAUUUGGCUCAAUUGAGGACAAACGUCUGGGCUGUACCCUUGUACAGUUUCCCACCACACUCUGACAAAAUAUUGUACGCCUCCUCUUUUAUUUGGACUUUCCCUGAUUACAUGACAACAGCUGUUUCUAAAGGGACGGGGGUCAUAAACAGCCG